Molecule: messenger RNA, 606 nt
Organism: Diatraea saccharalis (sugarcane borer)
Lineage: Eukaryota; Metazoa; Arthropoda; Insecta; Lepidoptera; Crambidae
Source: the annotation of a GenBank genome assembly
AUGCUGUUAGCGGCAGUAUGUCAUGGGAAACCAGCCCCGCUGGAAAAUGAGCGCGCUGUAGUUGAAAUUAAAAACUCAGGACACAAAGAUCGCAAUCAACAUAAUCAUCACCACAGCCACGAAAACCAAAGCGGAAGUGACGAAGAGAGCCACGAGAAUCAUGAGCACGGGCACAAUCAUGGCCAACAUGAACAUAAUCAUGGCCAACAUGAACAUAAUCAUGACCAACAUGAACAUAAUCAUGGCCAACAUGAACAUAAUCAUGGCCAACAUGAACAUAAUCAUGGCCAACAUGAACACAACCACGGCCAACAUGAACACGAACAUAACCACGAAGGACAUGAACACAACCACGGGCAGCAUGAACACGAACAUAACCACGAGGGACAUGAACACAACCGCAGCCAGCAUGAACAUAAUCACGGUCCAUAUGAACACAAACAUGGCCAACAUGAAUACAACCACGGUCCAUACGAACACAAACACAAAGAGUACAAUCAUAGCCACGAAAACCACAAACAUGGCUCCGAAGGACAUAACCAUAGUCACGAAAGACCCGAACAUAACCGUAAAGGACAUAAACAAGAAUUAUUAGUAAAACCAUAA